AUGCGCUGGGAAGGGGUUAGGCUGCUGCAGCAUCAGCAGCAACUGCAGCAACAGCAGCAGCAGCAGCAGCAGGUGCAACAGCAGCAGCAGCAGAAGCAGCAGCAGCAGCAGCAGGAGCAACAGGAGCAGCAACAGCAGGAACAGCAGCAGCAGCAUCAGCAGCAGCAGCAGCAGCAGGAGCAACAGCAGCAGCAGCAGGAGCAACAGCAGCACCAGCAGCAGGAGCAGCAGGAGCAGCAGGAGCAACAGCAGCAGCAGCAGCAGCAGCAGCAGCAGCAAAAUGGGGUCCUCAGUCACCGAUGGCUGCUGGAGCUGCCGCCCCAGGCUAAAGACAGUGCAGUGUCUUGCUUGCGGUGGAUUGAGCUGGAGAGAGGUUCUCUGGGGCUUCUUGUCGGUACAUCAAGGUAA
This is a messenger RNA of Eimeria mitis, 408 nucleotides long. RefSeq lists its product as uncharacterized. The transcript is spliced from 2 exons. The record is from RefSeq and is a predicted model, not a curated record. The coding region runs from base 1 to 408 and encodes 135 amino acids. Lineage: Eukaryota; Apicomplexa; Conoidasida; Eucoccidiorida; Eimeriidae.